AUAACCUGACUGCAGCUUACAAUAUGUAUUGAUAUAGAAAGAAAACAUAAACAAAUAGAGAAUUUUCAAAUCUUUGACUUUCCAUUUAAAAUGGAUGAAGUUUGUCGCGUUUGCACAAGCAGCGCUGUUACUCUAGUGGAUAUAUUCGCGAAGCGCGACCAAUCCGACGAAUCCGAGCCCUGUCUAGCCGAGAUGCUAAACGAAUGCGUUGACUGUCUGGUGAGACGCGACGAUCCGUUUCCCAAACAAAUUUGUUUAUCCUGCGUGCUGGAAACGCAGAACGCAUAUCGUUUCAAACGAAGAUGCGAGCAGAGCUAUCAACACUUCUGCCAGCUGCUGCGCGAGGCGUGGCAAUAUCCGGAGUGCACCAUAAAAGUAGAGGCUAAGGAAAAAGAGGAAGAGGAGCAAAAAGUUCACAUAAAGAGCGAGGAGGAGGAGUUCAUAGAACCGAUAGCCAACUCAAACACAAGUGAACAGCUCCAUGAACCAGUCAAAUUGCAACCAAGCAAAUUAGACAAAGCGCAGAUAUGUCCCGUUUGCUCAAAGGCUUUCACCAACCAAGGCAGCCUAAAGAGGCAUAUUCGGAUUCAUUCUGGCGAGCGACCCUAUUCCUGCAUUUACUGCCAAAAGACCUUCAAUCAGAGCUGCAACCUGGACAAGCAUAUGAGAGUUCACACAGGAGAGCGCCCUUAUAAGUGCCUCGAGUGUGCGAAGACCUUUACUCAGAGUAAUCAUCUGGCCAAUCACAUACGCAUUCACUUGCGUGCAUGGCAGGAGCUGGAGCGGCAUGGCCACAUCAAUAGACCAUACAAGUGCACAGAAUGCUCAAAGGCCUUCACUAGCAAAUGGUAUCUGCAAGAGCACAUACGCGCCCAUUCUGGUGAACGUUCCUUCAAGUGUUGCCUGUGCCCCAAGACAUUUUCGAAUCGCGCAGAUCUGCAGCGGCACAGCCGGGUUCACUCCGGCGAAAGGCCGUACAAGUGCAUGCACUGUCCAAAAGCGUUUACCCAAAGUGUUAAUCUGGAGCGGCAUAAACGUGUCCAUUCUGGUAACAGACCCUAUCAGUGUCCACAUUGUGACAUGGCCUUUACGCAGAGCAGCCAUUUGGUCAAUCACAUUCUCACUCAUUCGGGAGAACGGCCUUUUCAGUGCUUGGAGUGCAUGAAGAGCUUCACCCGCAGAGAGUAUCUAGAAAAACAUAGCCGAAUUCAUUCAUUACCAUAAAAAGACAUUCCAAAAAUGUAAAAUAAUGCUUUAAUACA
This is a messenger RNA of Drosophila navojoa, 1262 nucleotides long. RefSeq lists its product as uncharacterized. Gene Ontology annotation, cellular component: nucleus. Gene Ontology annotation, molecular function: RNA polymerase II cis-regulatory region sequence-specific DNA binding; zinc ion binding; DNA-binding transcription factor activity, RNA polymerase II-specific. Gene Ontology annotation, biological process: regulation of transcription by RNA polymerase II. Lineage: Eukaryota; Metazoa; Arthropoda; Insecta; Diptera; Drosophilidae. The record is from RefSeq and is a predicted model, not a curated record.